Messenger RNA from Sorghum bicolor (sorghum), 2142 nucleotides. Its product is annotated as phospholipase A1-Igamma1, chloroplastic. The transcript has a single exon. Gene Ontology annotation, molecular function: glycerophospholipase activity. Bases 212 to 1804 code for a protein of 530 amino acids. Lineage: Eukaryota; Viridiplantae; Streptophyta; Magnoliopsida; Poales; Poaceae. The record is from RefSeq and is a predicted model, not a curated record. Gene Ontology annotation, biological process: lipid metabolic process.
CUACCUCCAGCACGUACCCGCAGCAAAGAGCUUAAACCUCGAUCGCCAUUAGCUGCUAGCGAGAGCUAAUUAACCAAGAAGCGCUUCCUUCGCAUCUCGCAAGCCCUCACCGUACGUACUACCCAACUGUUCUUCCGGCCCACGCUAGCCAAUUUAAUUAAUUUGCUGCACGUACGACGCACCCGGCCGGAUCGCAUCGCAUCGAUAACCAAUGAUGGCCGGCAUCUCUUCAACCUGCACGAACCUCCUCCCCGUCGACCUCCGUCUGCCGGCGACGGCGCUGCUCUUCCCGUCGACGACGAGCAGCGGCCCCUCCUCCACUCUGAUGAGUCCGAUGAGGUGUGAGCGUCGUCCGCACCAGCGCCGGCGUGGUGCUCGUCUUGUGGCAUCGGCGGUGACGACCGAGCCUCCGUCGUCGGUGGUCGGGGACAUGGAGCGGGGCUCGCUGGCGGAGAAGUCCGGGCGGUCGGACGGGCAGCUGGCGCCGCGGUGGAGGGAGAUCCACGGGCGCGGCGACUGGGAGGGGCUGCUGGACCCCAUCGACACGGUGCUGCGCGGGGAGCUGAUCCGGUACGGCGAGUUCGCGCAGGCCUGCUACGACGCCUUCGACUACGACCGCUUCUCCCGCUACUGCGGCAGCUCCCGGUACCCGCCGCCGACCUUCUUCCGCGACGUCGGCCUGGACGGCGUGGGCUACGAGGUGACGCGCUUCCUCUACGCCACCUCCAACGCGCGGCUGCCCAACUUCGUCGGCGCCCGCCGCAAGCACCGGUCCGGCGACGACCCUGACGCGCGCCUGUGGAGCGAGACCGCCUCCUUCAUCGGCUUCGUGGCCGUGUCCACCGACGAGGAGACGGCGCGCAUCGGCCGCCGGGACAUCGCCGUCGCGUGGCGCGGCACCGUCACGCGCCUCGAGUGGGUGGCCGACCUCACGGCGGCGCCGCGCCCGGCGGCAGACUUCGGGAUCCCCUGCCCGGACCACGGCGCCAAGGUCGAGUCCGGCUUCGCCGAGCUCUACACGGGCAAGGACCCGUCCUGCCGGUGGUGCCGCUACUCGGCGCGGGAGCAGGUGCUGGCGGAGGUGCGCAAGCUGGUGGACCUCUACCACGGCCGCGGCGAGGAGGUGAGCGUCACCGUGACGGGGCACAGCCUCGGCAGCGCGCUCGCCACGCUCAGCGCCUUCGACGUGGCGGAGACGGGCGCCAACGUGUCGCCGGACGGCGGGAGGACGGCGCCGGUGUGCGUCUUCUCCUUCUCCGGGCCACGGGUAGGGAACACGCGGUUCAAGACGCGGCUGGAGCGGGAGCUGGGCGUGAAGGUGCUGCGCGUGGUGAACGUGCACGACAUGGUGCCGACGGUGCCCGGCGUGCUGUACGUCCUGGACGAGAGGUCGUUCCCGGAGGCGGUGCUGCGGCUGAUGGACAACCUCGGGAUGGGCGCUGUGUACGUGCACGUCGGCGUGGAGCUGGCGCUGGACCACAAGGUGUCGCCGUACCUCAAGGCGGAGACGCUGGACCUGGCGUGCUUCCACAACCUGGAGGCGCACCUGCACCUGCUGGACGGCUACCAGGGCCGCGCCCGGGAGUUCAGGCUCUGCGGCAGGGACCCGGCGCUGGUGAACAAGGCCGCCGACUUCCUCCGCGACGAGCACAUGGUGCCGCCCGUGUGGCGGCAGGACGCCAACAAGGGCAUGGUGAGGGCGGAGGACGGCCGCUGGGUGCUGCCGCCACGGCACAGGGAGGUGCAUGACCACCCGGAGGACACCGACCACCACCUCCAGCGGCUCGGCCUCGCCGCCAACUGAUCGGCGACGGCCAUGCAUGAGGAUGUGCUGCACUAGCUGCUGCGUCCUGCGUGCGUGCGGCGUGUGCAACGGCCGCGAGCUGCCUGGCUAAUAAUUGGCAAAGCUUGUGCAUGCCAAGGGUGUGUCGUGUACUCAUUUGGACGACGAGAGAUCGACUACUACACUCUACACAUCAUUACUAUAUUGUUAGAAGACAGUUUUCCCUUGCCCGCUCAAGGGCAUUAUUAUAUUCCAAAGUCCAAACUAGUUCUCGUUCGUUAUAGGAUACGUAAUUAUAAUAAAUAAUGUGAUAUUUUAAGUGUACAACUUUGCAGAUUUUUAACGAAAUCUAUUUCUUA